This is a messenger RNA of Cokeromyces recurvatus, 1596 nucleotides long. RefSeq names its product GDP dissociation inhibitor. The transcript is spliced from 4 exons. Gene Ontology annotation, molecular function: Rab GDP-dissociation inhibitor activity. Gene Ontology annotation, biological process: vesicle-mediated transport; protein transport; small GTPase-mediated signal transduction. The record is from RefSeq and is a predicted model, not a curated record. Lineage: Eukaryota; Fungi; Mucoromycota; Mucoromycetes; Mucorales; Mucoraceae. Bases 226 to 1461 code for a protein of 411 amino acids. Gene Ontology annotation, cellular component: cytoplasm.
UUUUUUUUUUUUAAAUUUUAUAUUUUUUGAUAGCUUUAUAAGAUGGUAAACAACUAGAUGAGAAAUGAAGUUUUUUCUUUUUUUUUUCCCUUCCUUUUAUAUAAUGUAACAUUAUUUAUUUAUAUACUUUAGGAUGAAGAAUACGACGUUAUUGUUUUAGGUACUGGUUUGACCGAAUGUAUUUUAUCUGGUCUCCUUUCCGUUGAGGGGAAAAAAGUUCUUCACAUGGACCGUAAUGACUAUUACGGUGCCGAGUCUGCCUCUUUAAACUUGACUCAAUUCUUUAACAAGUUUAGACCUGGACAAAAAGCACCUGAAAACUUGGGUCGUGAUCGUGAUUGGAACAUUGACUUGAUUCCUAAAUUCAUGAUGGCUAAUGGUGAAAUUAUUCGCUUUUUAACACAUACAGAUGUAACACGUUAUCUCGAAUUUAAGCAGAUUGCUGGUUCUUAUGUUUAUAGUGGUGGACGUGUAAGUAAAGUUCCUGCUAAUGGUUCUGAGGCACUUGCUUCACCUUUAAUGGGCAUUUUUGAGAAACGUCGUAUGAGAAACUUUUUACUUUGGGUUGAAGCUUAUAAAGAGAAUGAUCCAUCUACUCACCAAGGUCUUAAUGUGGAUCAAAAUACGAUGACAGAGGUUUUUAAAAAGUUUGGUUUGGCUUCAGGUACUCAAGAGUUCAUUGGCCAUGCUAUGGCUCUUCAUUUAGAUGAUAGUUAUUUAUCUCAACCUGCUCGUGAUACAGUUGAAAAAGUAAGGCUAUAUGCUGCUUCUGUCCUUCGAUAUGGUAAAUCUCCAUACAUUUAUCCCUUGUAUGGUCUUGGUGAUCUGCCACAAGCUUUUGCUAGACUUUCUGCUGUUUAUGGUGGUACUUAUAUGUUAAACACAGAUGCUAAAGAGUUAAUCUAUAAUGAUCAAGGUCAAGUUAUGGGUGUAAAGGCAAAUGAUGAAAUGGUUCGUGCUAAAAUGGUUAUCUGUGAUCCUUCCUAUGCACCCUCUAAGGUUAAGAAAGUAGGAUCCGUUGUUCGAGCCAUUUGUCUCUUAACACACCCUAUCCCCAGUACAAAUGAUAGUGAUUCUUGUCAAAUCGUCAUUCCUCAAAGCCAAGUAAAGCGUCAACAUGAUAUUUAUAUCGCUUGUGUUAGUGAUGCCCAUAUGGUUUGUCCUAAAGGAUAUUAUUUAGCCAUUGUUUCUACUAUUGUUGAGACACCUAAUCCUGCUGAAGAAAUCAAAGAAGGUUUGAAACUGUUAGGACCUAUUCAAGAUAUGUUUGUUCAUGAAUCACCUUUGGAAGUUCCUAUUGAAGAUGGCAAACAAGAUCAAGUUUAUAUUUCUCGUUCAUACGAUGCUACAUCUCAUUUUGAAACAGUUUGUGACGAUGUUCAUGAUAUUUGGCGUCGUAUUACUGGUGAGCCUUUAAUUCUUAAGAAGAGAGAAAAUGAAGAAGAAGUCAACACUGCUUAAUAAAAACUUUUGUACAAAUAAAAAUAAAAUAAAAUAAAAAAUAAAAUAUGACUGAAUACGAUUACAAAGCCUUUACAUAAAAACAAAGGAAUUAAAAAAAGAAGAAAUGAAUCAUUCAUAGUUAGACUGGAAAGG